UGUAGACCGGACCGGCCGGCGGUGAAAAGCACUUGACUACACCCGCCUCGCUCCCACCACGACGACACGUAUGCCAUUCACGGACGCCCAAUGCCACCACGCGUCGUCCCUUCCUCGACACGUGUCAUCCUCUUCCCCUUCCGGCAUGUCUAUAAAGCCGACCGUUCGUUUCAGUCCGGCCGCCUCAGCGUCAUCGCAAGCAGAGAGCUCAUGGGCGACCGCUACCCGAUCGACGUAGUGAGGGGGAAGCUGCAGGAUAACGGUCCGACGGCGUCGCAGGUGGUGACGGUGGCCGCGAUGUUCCCCCUCGGCGGUCUCCUGCUCACGCUGUCGGGUCUCGCCCUCGCCGGCUCCGUCGUGGGGCUCGUCGUGCUCGCGCCGCUGUUCUUGCUCUUCAGCCCCGUGCUGGUUCCGGCGGCGCUGGUGUUGGCGCUGGCGGUGACGGGGUUCCUGGCGUCAGGGGCGCUGGGAUGCACCGGGGUGUCGUCGCUGGCCUACACGAUGAGGCAGGCGCGCGCGGCCCUGCAGCAGGGGCCGAAGCAGGUAGACUACGCGAAGCGUAGGGUGGCGGAGACGGCGGGACACCUGGGGCAGAAGACGAGGGAAGCGGGGCACGCGGUGUAGAGCUGGGCGGAGGAGUUGAAGAGGGCAUGAGCGCCGCCGGAGCAGAGGGAUCAUGCGCGUCUGGACGACGACGCGUGUAGUCGAUAUGUAAUUUGUAUUACGGCGGUGCUUGAGUGCUCUGUCUUCGUUGCAAUAAUCAAUAAAUUUCAGUAGAUGUGAGCGCGUUUAGUAUGUUAA
Messenger RNA from Zingiber officinale, 801 nucleotides. Its product is annotated as oleosin 18 kDa-like. Gene Ontology annotation, biological process: seed oilbody biogenesis; response to freezing; lipid storage. The record is from RefSeq and is a predicted model, not a curated record. NCBI's taxonomy places the organism in Eukaryota, Viridiplantae, Streptophyta, Magnoliopsida, Zingiberales, Zingiberaceae. Gene Ontology annotation, cellular component: membrane; monolayer-surrounded lipid storage body. The transcript has a single exon. Bases 91 to 624 code for a protein of 177 amino acids.